Messenger RNA from Fusarium pseudograminearum CS3096, 408 nucleotides. RefSeq lists its product as uncharacterized. The record is from RefSeq and is a predicted model, not a curated record. The coding region runs from base 1 to 408 and encodes 135 amino acids. NCBI's taxonomy places the organism in Eukaryota, Fungi, Ascomycota, Sordariomycetes, Hypocreales, Nectriaceae. The transcript has 2 exons.
AUGAGUCCAUAUUGCCUAGGACACGAACUAAUGGUCUGCCUAGCCGUACUGCCACAGCAUGGAAAGCUUUUCCAUCCAUGGAUAUCCUGUAUCGGUCUGGUUCCUGCCGUGCUUUGCGAAAUCUCCAAAGUGGACGACGCCACUCUGAUCAGUGCAGACCAAGACCCAUCUCGUGUUCAGGUGAAAUGCAGUACCCAGGUCCAGGCACCCAACAGAUCAUCUGUUCUCAUGAAAGAGCGCUUGAUCGCGACAACUCAAGCCAGCUCAAGUCAUCGGGACCGUGCAUUGAUGAGAGGCGGUCUCGAAAUGGGGGCUGAGUCACUCGCAGUGUUGCCGAAUGCUCGAGAGCCGGCUGACUGUGGCAAACCGCUACAGUUAGGUGUCUAUAUGGCAAUCGUUAGUCAUUAA